AACGUUGAUUGUCUGUUACGGACAAGUACUGCUGAAUAAUGCAGCAAAGUGCAAUGCAACUACAGGCUACCACUACAGUCAAACAACCGAAAAUCGGUGGACAGACAGAAGAAGCGCGGUUUGCAAUCGCCACGAUCAUUCAAGAGUCGUCGUUCGACAGUGGAUCUUGUUUCCAACCGAUCGUCGGGAAAGUUAGUCAAGCUAAUCAGUUAAUUACGGCCGGUAGAAGUGGUUCAUAUUACAUCCUUUUGGGAUCGGUUUUACUUCGUUUGUCGAGAUAACAUGGUGAUCAAUUUCGGUGCAGGUCCGGCUAAAUUACCUCGGGAGGUACUGCUGGAGGUUCAAAAGGAUUUGGUCGAAUAUGGUGCAAGUGGUAUGAGUGUAAUGGAGAUGUCUCAUCGUGGAACGAGCUAUGGUAAGCUGCACAACGACACCAUUGACUUGGCUCGAGAACUGCUUAAGGUUCCUGACAACUACAAAAUUUUGCUGAUGCAAGGUGGCGGUACCGGGCUGUUUGCCGCCGUAGCUUUGAACUUGAUCGGUCGAACCGGAUCCGCUGACUACUUGGUCACUGGAUCGUGGUCGGCGAAGGCAGCCAAGGAAGCAGCCAAGUAUGGAAAAAUCAAUCAAGUAGUUCCGAAGCCUGCCAAGUACACUUGCGUUCCGGAUCAGAAAGAUUGGAAACUGGAUCCGAAUGCUUCUUAUCUGUACUACUGUGAUAAUGAGACUAUCGAAGGGGUGGAGUUCAACUUCGUACCGAAUACAAACGGUGUACCACUGGUCGUCGACAUGUCGUCCAACAUCCUGUCGAGACCAGUAGAUAUCAAACAGUUUGGAGUGAUCUUCGCAUGUGCUCAAAAAAAUAUCGGACCCGCCGGAAUCACGUUGGUUAUUGUACGAGAAGAUUUGAUCGGACACCAACUACCCAGCACACCGACCAUUCUCGAUUUCUCGAUCGUUGCCAAGGACAAUUCAAUCAACAACACACCUCCCACAUUCAUCAUCUACAUUAUGGGACGUGUUUUUGCCUGGAUCAAACGUCAAGGCGGUUUGGAGAAGAUGUACAACGAUUCGUUAACCAAGUCCAGUAUGAUAUACGAUGUCGUAGCCGGGUCCAAAGACUUCUACUACUGCCCGGUGGAGGCCAACGUUCGCAGCCGAAUGAAUGUCCCAUUCCGCGUUGGGGGAUCCAGUGGUAACGAAAGUUUGGAGAAAGAAUUUCUGAAAGGGGCCGAGCAGCUGGGUAUGCAGCAACUGAAAGGCCAUCGUUCGGUAGGAGGCAUACGAGCUUCACUGUACAAUGCGGUUACCAUCGAGGAGACGGAAUCCCUGCGGAAGUACAUGUUGGAGUUUCACACGAAAAAUUCAUAACCAAUUCCACUGUAUUUGUAUCUAAUAAACUUAUCCAAUUUA
Malaya genurostris is the source of this 1413-nucleotide messenger RNA. RefSeq names its product probable phosphoserine aminotransferase. The transcript has 4 exons. Lineage: Eukaryota; Metazoa; Arthropoda; Insecta; Diptera; Culicidae. Gene Ontology annotation, biological process: L-serine biosynthetic process. Gene Ontology annotation, molecular function: pyridoxal phosphate binding; O-phospho-L-serine:2-oxoglutarate transaminase activity. Bases 283 to 1371 code for a protein of 362 amino acids. Gene Ontology annotation, cellular component: cytoplasm. The record is from RefSeq and is a predicted model, not a curated record.